AUGGCAGCAGCCCAAUCCGUCUUCUUCAGCAGCCCGGCCAAAUGGAUCUGGUUAUCCGACUAUGACGACGUUACCUUGUCGGGGCAGUUCGUUCUCUUCCGCAAAACUUUCUCCCUCACUGCUGUGCCCACUGGUGAAGCGCUCCUCCACGUUUCGGCAGAUACCAGAUAUAGACUGUUCCUUAACGGCCAACGAAUUAGCUUUGGGCCUUGCAAGGGUUACCCGAGCCAUUGGAACUACGAGACCGUCGACAUCCAGCCACAUCUGCAGGCUGGACGUAACGUUCUCGCCGCCAGAGUUUUGCGUUUCUCUUUUGUACAUGAUGGCUGCUUGAGCAUGACUAGGACACCCUUUGCGGGCUUGCUUGUUCAUUGUCAGUUCUCUACCAAAUCUGAAGAAGUUUCUCUUCACUCAGAUGAGUCAUGGAAGUUGAAGAAGGACAAUGCGACCCAAUUGGUCGGUCCCUCAUCCUGGGACUACCGACUCGGCCCGCCAUUCUUAAACCUAAAUGAGCAAGUAGAUGCAAGGCGUGGUACCCGAAAUUGGCACACGAACGAAUACAAUGACGACGCCUGGCAGCAUGCUGUACCGGGUUUGCCGCACCGCAAGAUGUCCCCAAUGCUGGAUCCUCGCCGACUCUUUCCGCGCACGAUACCGACCCUGACCGAGAACGACGCGCGUUUUGAUGGCGUGGUGACCUGCGAUGGAGCGAUCCCGCAAGAUGACUGGCAGGCGAUGAUUGGCGGUGAGGCGGUGGUCACGAUUCCCGCCAACACGAGGACUUGGGUUGAGGUCGAGAGCAGCAUCCUGACCACCGGGUUUCUUGACCUCGCCUGCGAACACCAAGGCACCGAUGAGCAAGCGUGUUCAUUUGAGAUCCUCUAUUCCGAGUGCUACGAGUCUCCUAUGGAGAAUUUCAUGAGCCGCAACAAAGGAGAUCGAACGGAUUUCAGGAACGGGCGACUGUACGGCAUGACAGAUUACUACACGGUCCACGGCGGCGAGAACCAUUACACGCCGUUCUGGUUCCGAACAUUCCGGUACGUGCGCCUGACCGUGAGCACAAAGGACGCCCCAAUCGUCAUACGAUCAUUCUCUUACCGGUCGACGCACUAUCCGCUCAACAUUCGCUCUACCAUCCAGACGUCGUCGGCGCUGACAAGAAAGCUUUGGGACAUCAGCAUUAACACGCUGAAGAACUGCAUGCACGAGACGUACGAAGAUUGUCCUUUUUACGAGCAGAAUCAAUUUGCUAUGGACUCUCGAAGUCAGAUUUUGUUCACCUAUUUUCUCUCGCGGGAUGACAGACUGGCGCGGAAGGCUAUGCAAGACUUCUAUGCCUCACGCCGGGAGGAUGGCUUGGUCGAGACGCACUUCCCUAACCCCGGCCGUACCAUUAAUAUCCCCACAUUUUCUCUCUUCUGGGUGCUUAUGGUGCACGAUCACAUGGUGUACUUCGGUGAUGAGAAGCUGGUGGAGUAUUACGCUGGCGGUGUGGACGGCGUGCUAAACUACUUUGAUGCGCGAAUUAACGAGCUCGGUCUGGUGGGCAAGUUCGAGCCCGACUGUUGGGCUUUUGUAGACUGGGUAGACGACUGGCACACGCCGGGGAUUGGGUUUCGAGGCAUGGCGGUGCCCAAGUGCUAUUACAGCAAAGGUUCCGCGACCUACCACUCCCUCGUUUACGCGUACGUACUCUUGCACGCCGCCGAGUGCAUGGUCUUCAUCGGUCGUCGGGACACCGCAUUGGCGUACCGACGUCGCCAUCAAUCUGUCCUGCAAGCCAUACGCCAACACUGCUUCGAUCCAGCCACGGGACUAUUUCUCGAUGGCCCGGGCAGCACUGGGGAACUCAGCCAGCACACACAGAUCUUCGCGGUGCUGGCAGGACUCGUUGAGGGCCAGGAGGCCGCGCAGCUCAUCCGGCGAGCCAUCCUGGAGCGCGAGCAUCUUGGGCUAGCUAAGGCGAGCUUCGCCAUGGGCUUCUACCUCUUCCGCGCGGCUAGCAAGGCAGGCGUCUAUGAGGACUGCUGGGACACGCUGAUUCAGCCUUGGAAGAAGAUGAUCGCCGACAACCUCACAACCUGGGCCGAGAGCGAGAGCACGAUGCGCAGCGACUGUCACGGUUGGAGCGCCACGCCGCUGUGGGAGAUCGGGACGGAAAUCCUUGGUGUACAGCACAAGAGCCAGACGUAUGUAGACAAGAUGCUCCUCAUGGAUGGCGGCAAAAGGCACGAAGAGGGUAUGAAGAAUGUUCAAAUCAUGCCCAGACCAUCUCUACUCGACGACAUUGUUGCAGACAUUCUUGUAGGCGAUGGCGACAACGAGGUGGUGCACAUCGUAAAGCACUUCGGCAACAAGGAUAUAGAGAUCAGGCUCCCUUCAUACUUGAACUCGGUAUAG
Messenger RNA from Neoarthrinium moseri, 2403 nucleotides. RefSeq lists its product as uncharacterized. Gene Ontology annotation, biological process: carbohydrate metabolic process. Bases 1 to 2403 code for a protein of 800 amino acids. The record is from RefSeq and is a predicted model, not a curated record. The transcript has a single exon. NCBI's taxonomy places the organism in Eukaryota, Fungi, Ascomycota, Sordariomycetes, Amphisphaeriales, Apiosporaceae.